AUGUCCACCGCCUUCCGCCCCCCAACAAUCAACCGCCUCCAACGCCUCCUCACCAUCCCCAUCCUCCCAUCCCGCCGCCUCCUCCUCCCCCGCCAAACAACCACCACCUCCCCCUUCUCCACCUCCCGCGCUGUGCACAACAAACCCAACACCACCACCACCAACACAAAAAGCAGCAGCAAUACCAACGCCAAUAAUGUAGACACCACCGCCAGCGGCAACCCAUCUUACCCGACAUUCAACCUGCGCAGCAUCGUGCCCAACCCGCGCGUGCGCAGGGCGCUGAUGGCGGUGUUGGGGGUUAUGGUGGUGGCGGAGUCGUGGAUGUGGAUUACGUAUUGGCCAAGGAUUGUGGGGUGGUGGAAGGGGGAGGAGGGUGGUGCUAAGGAAUAG
Chaetomium globosum CBS 148.51 is the source of this 393-nucleotide messenger RNA. RefSeq lists its product as uncharacterized. The transcript has a single exon. Lineage: Eukaryota; Fungi; Ascomycota; Sordariomycetes; Sordariales; Chaetomiaceae. The record is from RefSeq and is a predicted model, not a curated record. Bases 1 to 393 code for a protein of 130 amino acids.